GUAUCACAAGUCCCCAACACCGAACAAUUUACGUACGCUGUCGAGUGGUAAUUCUGGUAUAAUGGACCGCCAUCAGGUGCUCUACAUAUAGGUCGCAUCGAUUUUCAACAUCUGUGGAUACCGAUUGGAAAAUACUUAUAAAUUUGCUAUAGAUAUCAUCUGCUGUCAUUUUGCGCAACGACUAGUGAUGAAUCGGUCUAACGCAGAGACCAAUGUCUGUAACGUCAGCUAGUUCGUAACUCGGCACCUCACUCGGAAAGAUGGCCAAUCCAGAGUGCACAGCGUGAGGACAACUUCCUAGCCAGCAAAAAACGGAUUUAUUUCACUGAUGUUUUAAUGGAUUUAAUAGGGAAACUCAGCAAAUACUUAAACAAAGUGAUGAAAGACACUGUGGAUGAAUAACUCGGCGUUAUUUUUGACGUCAUGUCGGUAUUCCUAAGUUGCAUUUUAAUUUUGUUGUCAUUUGUGCAUUGUUCUGGGAACGAUAUCGUUGCUAUUAUAGACCAAGACAUUUAUAAUCUGCAUUUCCGGACCUUCUACCUAUCGGUGGAGAGACCGGAAAUUAAUUUGACUGGCGUCGUCUAUCCGACGUACACGGGUUUAGAUGAUCAGCUGCAUGGUCUGUGUUCGUACCUCACCCAGCACCAGACCCGGGCGGUGCUCGUGAUAGGCACUCAGCAGACGAUAAACAUUGUGUCUAUGGUAGCAAAUGUACUCGGAAUACCGACCUUAGCCUACAUGAAGGACGCAAAAACAGUCUACGAGAAGACACGACAAGAUCUUUUAUUGAUUCUCGGUCAUUCACACGAGGAGACAGCUAGAGCGGUGCUAACUUUCUUCCGGGCCAAUUUUUGGUAUAGGUUUCUGAUAAUUACAGAAGAUCAAUCACUAAAUGACGGAUUCUUCGGAAAAGUGAUUUCACAAAACCAGACAGAGCUGUGGCAUGUAUCCUUACUAAUCGUCAGCAGAAAGGCUACUCCCGAGGAGCUACGAAGGCAGAUAUGCCGAGUCCUGACGGAAGACAUGAUUGUUCUUCUCCACGUGGACCCUAAGAUGGCAAUAUUACUUUUUACGUCACUACCGUGUAAAAUUGCAAACCAAUCAAACAUAAUAAAAUGGUUUCUGACAGAAAAAGUUUAUACUCAGGAUACAUCCUUGUUAAAGUUUUACCCCGCUAGUACUCUUGCCAUAGUAAAGGAUGGCGUGAUGUCAUUGGAUGACGUAAUAUCAGACAGUGUGUCGUAUUUGAAUUUCGUUAUUCACAGCGCACGUCGUGAUGGUAUUUUGCCUAGUGCUUUUCGGAAAACCUGUUUUGAUGAAUCUCUUUUUGACCUGACGUAUGGAGAGCGUUUUUAUAGGCAUUUCAAGGAAACUACAUACCAAGGAUUUUCUGUUUUAUUCGAUUUUACUCCCGACGGCUACUUAACUAAUCAAGGCUUCAAAAUAAAGGCACUUAAAAACUAUAGAAAUAAUACGGUGUGGAAGGAAAUCGGAUACGUUCAAGGCGAGAACGUCCGUCCACGAGGAAUCCUUUGGCCUUUGCAACAAACCCUUGAUCUACAAAAUGGCCGUGUUCGAUAUCGUGUGGUAACUAAUCCUGUGAAACCUUUUAUAAUGGUAGACGAUGGAAUUGAAGAUACACAUAUAUGUAUUCAAAGCACACGUUGUAUCAAAAUUUUAGUUGCUGAUAAAAAUCAAACCUUGGAUAUUAUCCAGAAUUUCGAAAAUAACAACGAUACAAUUGGCUUCGAACUUAAGUGUUGCCGUGGAUUUGCCAUAGAUCUUUUGAACAAACUUUCCUCUGAUCUAGAAUUUGAGUUCGUAUUGUAUAUUGUACAUGAUACAACUUACGGAAAAAAGAUGACCAAUGGGUCCUGGGACGGAAUGGUGCGGGACCUGACUAAUGGCAUUGCUGACAUGGCCAUAGCGGCAUUUAGUAUAACCGGAAGUAGGAUGAGCGCCAUUGAUUUCUCCUAUCCGUACUAUUUUUCACGUUUCACGGUCUUGUACAUACAACAGAAUCAAAAGACUUACAUGUACGCAUUUAUUGAACCCUUCUCCGUCGAAGUUUGGUGUACGAUCUUUAUCAGCGCCACUAUAUCUGCUGUAGGCAUGUCGAUGUUUGAAUGGAAUAGUCCUUUCGGUCUAAAUCCUUGGGGAAGGAAGCGGAAACAAAACUACACGUUAGGAUCGGGUAUGACGAUGGUUUACUCCUUGUUGUUCGGACAUACAGUCAGUACCAAGUCCCCAAAAUCUUGGCCAAGCAAAGUCCUCCAAAAUUUUUGGGCUUCUGCCUGUAUCUUCAUCAUUGCUAGCUAUACGGCAAACUUGGCAGCUUUCCUAGCGGGAAAACACAGCGGUAUAGAUUACAGCAGCGUGUUCGAUUCAAGGCUGAUGGAAAUUAGAGUGGGAGUUCUUGGGGGAAGCGCCGUGGAGGCCCUGACUAGUAACGUCAGUAAAGCGCUUUAUAUCAGGAGCCAAAACCAUCUCGUCCCGACAACGAACGACGCCAUUGAUAUGUUGAUAAAUGGAAAAAUUGACGCCUAUCUAGGUGAUUAUCCGAUACUGGACUAUGCUCGUGUAAAGCUGGAUCCAAAUUGCAAUCUUUAUAUUGUUCCCCAGUCGUUCGGUGAAGAUGAGUAUGGGAUAGGAUUUCCAAAAGGCUCUCCUCUCCAGAAACCAGUCUCCGAGAAAAUCAAGCAUUAUCAUGAUUCUGGCUACUUGGAGAAUUUAAUAGAUAUUCACUUCGAUGAGGAGAAAUGUUUCAACCAAGGAAUAAACGAACAGAGGUUCAGUCUGAACGUUUCCCACCACAGUGGACUUUUCGCGCUCCUCUCCAUCGCUAUCGUCUGCUGCAUACUUCUUGUUCUGGUGGAACAUCUUGUCUUUAAAUAUCUUUUGCCCAUAUGUCGUAGACGACCAGGCGAUAGUUUCUGGAAAAGUCUCAGUGUCAUGUUCUUUAGUCAGAGGCUACAUCGAAGCAUCAACAGCGCCGUUUUAAUAUCCGCUCAAGAGUCUGCCAAGGAAAUGUUAGGAAUCGUUAAAAAGGGAGACUUUUCCAAGCUAUUCAUGAAAAGCACCAUCAGAAAAAACAAGCUGGCUGAUUUGGCGAAAACUAAGAGAAUUAAUCGAAACUUUCUGGACAUCGUGGAAAAAGCAAAAUGGGUGAGUGAUAUGAAAUCAACGAGUCUGAUCCACGAUGACUCGCCAAUUGAACCUGUAGAUAUAAAGCGGAUAUCACUUCGCAACCUUAGCAACUGUGUCAACCUGGAGGCCUUGAGAUCUCAAUGCCAGAGGUCCCUACCGAAAGUAGACUCGGUGAGAAAUUACGACGACAGCAACGAAGAGUGCAGCGAUAGCGAGGCAGAGGAUACAAGAACUCUGAGUGGUCUUGAGAACACAUGUAAAGUUGGAACAUCUGACAGCAAGUACGAUAUGUGGUAUGUUCCCGGAAAACAUGUGGCAGGUGAUUCUCAAUCAAAUGGGCUGCCAGAGAACAGUGAUACUGGAUCAUAUUAUGAAAGACACUUAGACGAAGCUUUCAGUUCUCUUCAUCAUAGUGAAUCAAGCUGUAGCUGUGAUACGUGCAAGCAUGAAGCAUUAGGAGCAUGUUAUGGCGGGGGGAAGGAAGAAGAUUUCUGUGAAGUGUCUUCUUCAUUUUCAGGAAAAACUAAAUCAGAUUUCGGUAGACGGGUUGCUACGUCUGCAAACGAAAUAAAUGAUUUUCAUAUAGAUGACAAUCGACGCUAUGAAAACAUUGACGAAGAAACAGGUUUGUUACAUUGGAAUGAAAGUGAAGAAAACCUGAAGCUUUAUGAUAAUGAUAAUUAUCGUCCACAUUCUAUGCAAACAUCACAACCAGAUCUCAAUAAGUCAAGGGAACAUCCAACGCGUGCACGUAAUAACCCUGAUGCGGAGUCUCCAAAUGUCCAUCACCUCAGCAAAAGGGAACUACUACAGUUGUGGAAAUCAUCAGAAUUACAGCUGAACUAUUUACUUAAGAAUACACUUAGAGAAAAUAUUGAACUCAAAAAUACUCUUGCAAAAUUACAAGGAAGAUCCAAGAGAGAUACAAAGGAGAGAAACCGUUCAAGGAAAGAGCAAUAAUUCAACCGUCUUCCCUUAAAAUCUUGCUCAAUUUCAUUGUACUUAGUUAUUUUGUGUCAAUAAAAUAUUACAUAGGUUAA
Molecule: messenger RNA, 4187 nt
Organism: Saccostrea cuccullata (small rock oyster)
Lineage: Eukaryota; Metazoa; Mollusca; Bivalvia; Ostreida; Ostreidae
Product: glutamate receptor ionotropic, NMDA 3A-like
Exons: 9
Coding region: 424-4107 (1227 amino acids)
Biological process (GO): ionotropic glutamate receptor signaling pathway; monoatomic ion transport
Cellular component (GO): plasma membrane
Molecular function (GO): NMDA glutamate receptor activity
Source: RefSeq, a predicted model, not a curated record